AGUACCUUGGUACUGGCUGGAUGCUACUACUAACUUACUGCCGCCGUUGUCGUCGUCCCGCUGGACCUCACCUCCCGCAACAAACGACCCUCGUUUCCACCGUCCGACCGACUACCUAGACGCAACGCGCCAGCAACGCAACCAUUGCAUUGCCAGCGACGCACCGGGCGGCCACCACGCGCACCGAUGAGGCUCCUCUAGUCACCGCUACCUCCCGCACGCGAAUCCAGACAUGUCGUCGACGGCCGCCACGGAGCCGAGCCAGGCAGCGUCCAGUCCAGGUGCUCACGCAGGCGCAGCGCCCAAGAAGAAGGCCAACAAGAAGAAGAAGGGCGCCAACAGGACAAAGGACACCCUGCAGACCGGCAACGGCGACGCCCGCGGCGCUAUCGACGGCGAGGAACCCCCCAACAACGUCGACGGCGGCGGUGACGAUGAGCCGGAGUCGCCAACGCAGCCUGUCAGUGUCAUCAUUUGCAGCCUUGCCGCUUCCCGCAGCCCAGCACCCCCCCUGUCCAUGACCUGUCGCUGACCGAUGUUCCUGCAGGACGGCCCCACGACGGACGCGACCACCACCACCACCACCACCAUGAAGCCCGCACCCACUGGCAACGGCCACGUUGUUCAACCGCCCGACGACGGCGCCGACUCAGACCCCACGGCCAAGCUCGAUGCCAUGGGCAAGGAACGCGAGGCCCUGCGCGCAGAGGUCGAGCAGCUCCGCAAGCAGCUCGAGGGCAUCCAGGAGACCCACGAGCAGGAGACGUCGCAGCUGCGGGCCGACCUCGAGGAGAGUAACAGCGCCAAGGAGCACGCCGAGGAGCAGUAUCAGAACCUGCUUGGCCGCGUCGAGAAGAUCAAGGAGUCCCUGAGCGACAGGCUCAAGCGCGAUAAGGCGGAGCUCGAGGAGGCGAGGGAGCGCAUCGAGGAGCUCGAGGCUCAAAAUGAGCAGCUCCAGUCGACGGGCGAGGAGUUCGCGAGGCUCAAGGACGAGCUGCAGGACGCGACGCGCGAACUGACCACGCUGCGCAGCCGCAACAACCUCUCAGCGCACAACUGGCACAAGGAGAAGGAGGAGCUGACGCGGACGGUGCAGCACCUCAAGGACGAGGUUGAGCAGACGUCCAAUGCCAUGGGCGAGUGGGAGGUGCUCGCCAUGGAGGAGCGGUCCAUCAAGGAGAGCCUAGCGGAUAAGGUCUCAGAGCUCGAGGAGCAGGUCGCCACGCUACGGCAAGGCUACGAGAGCGCCGCCGCCGAGCGCCAGAGCCAGGCGACGCUCGUGGACAACCUACAAAACGCCCUCCGCGAAAUCCAGGAGGCUCGCAAGAAAGAGCUGCGCGAGAUGGUCGAGACGACCGAGGCGCAGCUCCAGGCGCAGAAGAGCCUCGUGCAAGAGGCCGAAUCCCGUAGGGCCGAGGCCGAGGGGGUCAAGGAGGAGCUUUCCAAGGAGCUGGAGCGCACGGCGCCGUUCGAGAAGGAGGUCAAGGAGAAGAACCUCUUGAUAGGCAAGCUGAGACACGAGGCCAUUGUGCUCAACGACCACUUGACCAAGGCACUGCGCUACCUCAAGAAGACGAAACCAGAAGACAACGUCGACAGGCAAGUCAUCACGAACCACCUCCUCCACUUCCUCACCCUCGAUCGCGGCGACGCCAAGCGCUUCCAGGUCCUGCAGGUCAUGGCCGGCUACCUCAACUGGACCGACGAGCAGCGCGAGCAGGCUGGGCUCGCGCGUCCCGGCGGCUCGGGCGGCAGCCUGCGCCUGCCCAUGUCGCCCUUCCACCGCACGCCGAGCUCGCCGUCCCUCAGCGCCGACCUCUUCUCGGAGCCCACGUCGGCCAAGGACAGGGAGUCGCUGGCGGAGCUGUGGGCCGGGUUCCUCGAACGCAGCGCGCAGGAGGGCGCCGGCGAACCGCCCGUCCCGCCGUCGCGCAAGGACAGCACGAGUAGUGCGGCGACGGGCACGGGUACAGGGCGGUCCGACUCGCGGCCGUGAAGAAAGGCGGCCCCGGGGGCGUGGGAGGGGGGUGCUUGGCUAGGCGUAUCUGCAUUGUGUACGGCGCAAGAUUCUGCGUGUUUACGACGGGGGAACAUGUCGCGUGGCCUCAUGGCGAAUGAUCAGAGUAAUGAAUAGACGCCUCGGAAGGGACAUGCCGUCCAUGUGAACACUGUUUAUGCAGGGACCACUGCACGCAAUCACUUUGGAUAUAUCGAUGGUUCAGGGACCAAACCAGGUCUCGCUCAAAGGAUGCUUUAAAUUCCAGUAGUCUAUGUCUAUGUGCGCCUUUGUCCUUGGUUUCAA
Messenger RNA from Purpureocillium takamizusanense, 2302 nucleotides. RefSeq lists its product as uncharacterized. NCBI's taxonomy places the organism in Eukaryota, Fungi, Ascomycota, Sordariomycetes, Hypocreales, Ophiocordycipitaceae. The transcript has 3 exons. Gene Ontology annotation, biological process: endoplasmic reticulum to Golgi vesicle-mediated transport; Golgi organization. The record is from RefSeq and is a predicted model, not a curated record. Gene Ontology annotation, molecular function: small GTPase binding. Gene Ontology annotation, cellular component: Golgi apparatus. Bases 536 to 1996 code for a protein of 486 amino acids.